Messenger RNA from Caenorhabditis elegans, 762 nucleotides. RefSeq names its product NR LBD domain-containing protein (gene nhr-282). Bases 1 to 762 code for a protein of 253 amino acids. The record is from RefSeq and is marked reviewed. Lineage: Eukaryota; Metazoa; Nematoda; Chromadorea; Rhabditida; Rhabditidae. The transcript has 2 exons.
AUGAACAUCAAGUCAUUGCUCCAAAAUACAUCUCUGGAACCAUUGACUGAUUUUAUAUCAGAAGUGAAUUUCAAUCGUUGUACACUUUAUUUAAACUCUAUUCCUAAAUAUAGAGAUUACACUAUUGGGCAAAUCGUCCAGAACGAUGUUAUAGAGUACAUCCCUAGAUGUCAUCCUAUGAACUAUAGAGAUUGGUUUUAUCUGGUUGCAGUUUCUACCUCGGAUUUUUUGAGAAAAUUCCCAUUCGUAUAUCAAUCAAGUUCACGUGAUCAAUCGUUUAUUCUACAAAAGAAUUUUGUGAAAGUCGCAAGUUUUUGUGAAGCAUUUCGAUAUUAUCUGUUGGGAGAGAAACAAUUGACAUUUCCCGAUGGGUCGAAUAUUUUGAUAGAGGAUUUGGGAAUCGAACUCGGAGAACGGAUCAAAUUCAGAUUGGUUGCCAAAUGUUGUGAGCUUCAAAUUACAAACGAGGAGUUUUUAUUACUAUUGGUAUUGAUAUUUAGUAGUCCAGCUAUUGAAGAUCUCUCAGAUACGGGAAACCUUCUUCUAUCUUCGUUCCAAAGUUAUUACAGUUCAAGUCUUCUUAAAUAUUGUAUGCUUACUUUUUAUCAAGAUGGUCCAAUCAGGUUCACAAAAUUAUUGGACGUAUUUCAAGUUGUUGGGCAACACUAUGAAGAUCUCAAUCGAUACUUUGUAUUCUUGCAGUUGACUAAUCCAGAGUUUCAACUGGAUGAUAUUGUGAAAAAAGGCUUUAACUUGUUGUGA